CAGUGGUGCACCUGUACCUUGCAGAUCUAUGUAUCGUUCCAAGGAACAAUCUUGUCCCAUCAGACCUAGGUAAGGGAGGUUGGUAGAUUGCAAUUCCGUUGCACAAGUGGUAUAUCUGCUGGGCCAUAAUAUUUCCCCCAGACACUUAUUCUAGGUCAUUAAUACUUCAUGGUUGCGGUUCUAUCUAUUCCCUCUAACUCAUCCUCAUUCAGGCACGAUCCACAGAACUGGAGAUCAAAGCCCUUGCGUCACAGCCUCCGCCUUCAAAACCACUUUACUCCUGCACCCUUCGUCUGUAGAUCGGCACUCUCAAUGACCUGCAAUCGAACUUUGUAGCCCUCUUUAUUGCAGGGGUAGCCCAAUCCUCGGUUUCAUCAGCAGAUUUGUCCCUGGGUCAUGAUACGUUCAAACUAGACAGUACUCAUUCUUUCUUCGUCCCACUCUCUGUCUUUACCGCCUGCUGGCCCUCGGUUGACGAUAAUGGCGGGUGCGAAAAAGAAAAAGAAGCCCGCUGCUAACCCAGCUCGAGGAUUCGCAACCACGUCGGUUGCUUCCAAGCCCAGACCUGAGGUUGCCGAGUCUGAAUCGAAGCCUGUGACUAUCAAAGGCCUAAGUGCCCCUCCAUCAUCAACCCAGAAGGAUGCCCCUCCAUCCUCAUCCGCGACAACUGGCGAUACGACCACCAAUGCUGCAACCCAGGAGACGGCCCUUAGCCCCGAAGAGUUCGAGAAGCAGCUAGAAGAAUCUGAACUACAACUGCUCGUGGAGAAACAUGCAGCAAAAACAAAGAAAGAUGCUCAACGGCAACGGAAUCGUCUCGAUACUGACCGUCGACUCCUUCGUGGCCAGGCCGAUUCUAUCAAUAGUUUCAAAUGGUUACCCCCAGACUUGAUGGAUCACAUACUCGACCUCGUGCAAGCAGAAAAUCGAUUUGCCGCUUCUAGCCUGUCCUCCUCAGAGAAUGCUGGUGCUGGGAAGGUGCCUCCUGAAGAAGACAUGAUCAUCCGCCUCUGGACGUUACAACAGACCCUGAUCGCAGCAGAAUUCCCCACGGACAGAGUGACGGCUGCGAUACGAUAUAUCCUCGAUAUAGCACCUAAUGUCGCAUCGACAAAUCGAGAUUCUAUCUGGGGUCUAGAAGAGGCCCUUGACUGGCUAGCCAGAGAAUGCAAGAUUGGAGAACUGCCGAGUUACGAACCUAGAUCGAAACCGAUCCCCAAAAGCACCGGUGGUUCGUCUCCCGACGUCUUGGGCCCCUCUCCGACUAAUUGUGUAUAAUAGAUACCCCCCAGGACAGUCCAAUGCCGAGCCGCUCGAGUACUCCUCGUCAAACUGAUCCUCGGAACGGCCGUAAAAACAAGCCGGCUGGGAGCAACGCUCGAUCAGUCAAGGGUUCCGCACCCAGUAAAAAACUGGUGGUGGCUUGUGACAGCGACAUAGAAGCUGAUGAGCUUGUUCCAAAAUACCUAGAGACUAAGGCCAAAUUGCUAGAGCACGAGCGUGGAAAGGACCGGCCAGAUAGCUCAAAGACUCCAGAAUCGGACGAAGAACUUACUGUUGCCAAGCUCGAAGCUAAGAUUCGGAAGAUCGAAAACGAUGUUCUUUUCGACAAGUAUGAAGCCGAACAACGGUGGAGAGCCCAGAGAAUUGACCUCGAAAGGCGACUGGCUGCCGAGAAGCAAGAAUACCAAGCUCAGGCCGAGGUGAUACCAGCCAGAGCGGAUGAAGAUUCUCAUGAGCAAGUGGAGAAUGAUGACAUUAACGAUGAAGCUGAGCGUGUCGCCGCCGAAGUCUUAGCCGAGGGGCAAGAUGAGGAUGAAGAUGAUAUCGGCGUAUUAUUUGCAUCUCUGCCACAAAAUGAGUUUGACGCAAGCACGGGCGAAAACCGCACCAUUGUAAACUCAGCCGAUGGAAAUCGAAUUACAAUCCGCGAUUUUGGGAAGUGGACAGGCGUUAGUCCUCGAAGGGCACUCGAGGAAGCAUGUCGUUCGAGGGACUCUUCGGCGAGAAUUUUAUACUCUGUUGUAUCAGAUGCUUCAUUCGCCAAUCGUCAUUCCUUGGAUAUUACCUGGACCAAACCUCAAGAAGUGCCACCCCCAGCGGCUUCAUCUGACAUACAAAUUGCAGCGGACCCUUAUAGAUUCACUUUUACGAUGGUUGGCAUUGCAACACCAGAUGCUAAGCAAUCCGAAUCUUAUAUAUCCACAGCGGCCUUGUUCUAUACCUUCAGCGGCAAUGCCAAGGACGAAAAAGUGGUAAUCAGACUUCCCCAUGUCUGGAAAGACGUUUGGGCGGAACUUUCUGAAGCACGAAAAGCUCAAAUUGAUGAGCAAGACAGAGAUGUGGUGAGGGACUUGAGAGCUCUGGUGCGUCAAAGACACGACCAGGAGCUUGAAGAUGGUGUUAUCAUUCAAGGCGCGUUUCGGGGACGGGGCGCCAAGCAUACUCACGACUCUGGCGAUGAUGGUGGUCAAGAUCGAUCAAGGCAGAGCACUGCAAAUGGGGAGUACUUCCAGAAGAUCUGGGCAGAGAAGUCGAGCACGCGCAAGUUUCAGAUGAUGCUGCAAUCCCGAAUGCAACUCCCCAUGUGGAAUUUCCGAGAGCAAGUCUUGACUGCUGUCGAUGAGAACCAAGUGAUAAUUGUUUGUGGUGAGACUGGAUGCGGAAAGAGUACUCAAGUUCCGUCUUUCUUGCUGGAGCACCAGCUUUCUCAGGGGAAGCCCUGCAAGGUUUACUGCACAGAGCCAAGAAGAAUCUCUGCAAUCUCUCUUGCUCGUCGUGUCAGUGAAGAGCUUGGAGAAAACAGAAAUGACCUUGGAACGAAUAGAUCCCUUGUGGGAUAUUCUAUUCGACUUGAGGCUAAUACCUCGAGGGAAACAAGGCUGGUGUAUGCAACCACUGGUAUUGUAAUGCGAAUGCUCGAGGGCUCCAAUGAUCUGCAGGAAGUGACGCACCUGGUGCUUGAUGAAGUUCAUGAGCGGUCUAUUGACAGCGACUUUCUUCUGAUCGUCCUCAAGAAGCUCCUCAUAAGACGCAAGGACUUGAAGGUUGUUCUUAUGUCUGCUACAGUUGAUGCGGAUCGUUUCUCUGCUUACCUUGGUGGAGCACCAGUUCUCAAUGUACCUGGAAGAACGUUCCCAGUGCAGGUUAGAUACCUCGAGGAUGCCAUUGAACUCACUGGGUACACACCUGCGGAUUCUGGUCCUGAUAAAAUGGUUGACUUGGAUGAUGAUCCUGCAGAGAGUGAAGGAGAAAGCACCAAGAGUGAUAUUUCCAAGAGUCUAUCAGGAUACGCCGCGAGAACACGGUCGACACUGGCUCAAAUUGAUGAGUACCGUAUUGAGUUCGAUCUUAUUCUGCAGUUGAUAGCUCAAAUUGCGGUUGACGAACAUCUGCAGGAGUUUAGCAAGGCUAUUCUGGUGUUUUUGCCAGGUAUUGCUGAGAUUCGUACACUGAACGACAUGCUGCUAGGAGAUCCCAGGUUUGCCAAAGACUGGCUUGUUUAUCCUCUCCAUUCAACCAUCGCUACAGAGGACCAAGAGUCAGCAUUCCUUGUCCCACCAUCUGGAAUUCGUAAAAUCGUUCUUGCCACCAACAUCGCCGAGACCGGAAUCACUAUUCCCGACGUCACUUGUGUCAUUGACACUGGCAAGCAUCGUGAGAUGCGCUUCGAUGAGCGACGCCAACUCUCACGCCUGAUUGAUACCUUCAUUUCCCGUGCUAACGCAAAGCAAAGGCGUGGUCGAGCAGGCCGUGUACAAGAAGGAUUGUGCUUUCAUAUGUUCACCAAAUUCCGCCAUGAUCAAUUGAUGAGCGACCAGCAGACGCCAGAGAUGCUUCGACUUUCUUUGCAAGACUUGGCGAUCCGAGUCAAGAUCUGUAAGAUUGGAGGGAUCGAGGAGACACUUGGCGAUGCUCUUGACCCCCCUUCGGCUAAAAACAUCCGCCGGGCGGUUGAUGCUCUGGUGGACGUUCGCGCCCUUACUCAAGCUGAAGAACUCACGCCGCUUGGACACCAGUUGGCUAGGUUGCCUUUAGAUGUAUUCUUGGGUAAACUCAUCCUGUAUGGAGUGAUCUUCAAAUGUUUGGACAUGGCUAUUACUUCUGCUGCUAUCCUAUCUUCCAAGUCACCCUUCUCGGCGCCGUUUGGACAGCGCACUCAGGCAGAUAAUGCUCGCAUGGCUUUCCGUCGGGGAGAUUCCGAUCUUCUCACUAUUUACAACGCAUACCUGGCUUGGAAGCGGGUAUGCCAGUCUGCUGGGGGCGGCGGAAAGGAGUUCCAGUUUUGCCGCAAGAACUUUUUGAGCCAGCAGACUCUUGCAAACAUCGAAGACCUCAAAGGACAACUCCUUACCUCUCUCGCCGACUCCGGCUUUCUUUCUCUCACUGAAGACGAAAGAAGAGCCCUUUCCCGAGCUCGAUUUUCUGGAGGCAGAGGACGAAGGCAGCAGCAAUUCUAUGAUAUUCCUCGAAGAGUCAACCUCAACAGUGAUAACGAUGUUGUCUCGGCAUCAGUUAUCGCCUGGAGCUUUUACCCCAAGAUUCUUGUGAGAGACGCGCCCGGGUCCAAGGGCUUAAGAAACAUCGGCACAAGUCAGUCCAUCAGUCUCCAUCCAUCGUCUGUCAAUCGGGGACGCCACGACCUUCGGUGGCUUUCCUAUUAUCACAUUAUGCAGUCCAGAGCGGUUUACCACGCCCACGAGGCUACUGCUGUGGAAGCAUUCGCCAUUGCACUGCUUUGUGGUGAUGUACGAUGUGAUAUGUACUCCGGGGUCAUCGUUCUAGACGGGAACCGCGGUCGCUUUGCAGUACCAGACUGGAAAACGAUGCUAGUCAUGAAGGUCCUCCGAACACGUUUACGAGAGUUCUUGACGAGAUCUUUCAAGCAGCCAGGCAAGCUUCCUACUGCUCAGCAAGAAAAGUGGCUUGAUGUUUGGCAGAGGAUCUUCACACAAGAUUUUCAGGAUAGAUCUACCGCGGGCAUAAUGAGCAAGGGGUGAGAAUACACAUUCUAUGGGUGUGUUGCUUGACUAGCUGUAAACUGGAUGUCAAGGUCAUCGUGGGAUGCCAGAGACCAGAACGGGAGACAAGUUGCACAUGCUGGUAGAAAGGUGCUUGUUGUAUAUACAUCUUGCCAGACUUUCUUGGGGAGCGAUUAACAUAUAGCCGUGCUGGCUCUGAAGAUCAGUUGAAAGCCAUCUGAGCAAUACGCAAAUGAAAGAACAAAACCGCGUGGUAGCUCAGGUUUGAUUUGAUUGAUUCCCAUUCGACAUCCGCAUUAUUCGUACAGCCACGUAGUAACACUCCCUUCCCUUCCCUUCCCUUCCCUAGUCCUCUGGAUAUCAUUGAAGUUUAAUGAAUUACAUUAUGCUACAUCAAUCAGUAUACCAUUCAAAACCAGCUACUGACUCUGCAGUUAUGGUUCAGACCCAGGCUUG
Fusarium verticillioides 7600 is the source of this 5438-nucleotide messenger RNA. RefSeq lists its product as hypothetical. Gene Ontology annotation, molecular function: ATP binding; RNA binding. The transcript is spliced from 6 exons. Bases 1302 to 5000 code for a protein of 1232 amino acids. Lineage: Eukaryota; Fungi; Ascomycota; Sordariomycetes; Hypocreales; Nectriaceae. The record is from RefSeq and is a predicted model, not a curated record. Gene Ontology annotation, cellular component: intracellular anatomical structure.